Molecule: messenger RNA, 5005 nt
Organism: Hyaena hyaena (striped hyena)
Lineage: Eukaryota; Metazoa; Chordata; Mammalia; Carnivora; Hyaenidae
Gene: RAB22A
Product: RAB22A, member RAS oncogene family
Exons: 8
Coding region: 298-882 (194 amino acids)
Molecular function (GO): GTPase activity; GTP binding
Source: RefSeq, a predicted model, not a curated record
UGCCGAGGUGGGCGGGGAGGUCAGGUGACCCGGCAAGGCGUCCCAAGAUGGCGGCGGCAGCGGCGCCCGGGAGGCCGAGGCACCGUCCGGGCUGCUGAGGCGGGCCCCGCGCGCCUGGCGGCGGACGGGACGGGCCGAGGGCUGGCGAGCGGACGGACGCCGCCCCUGCGCGCCCCGCGGCCGGGGCUGAGCCGUGCGGCGGCGGCGGCGGCGGCGCCGGGGGAUGCUCGUGCUGGGCCCGGCCUCUCCCUCUUCAACUUAGGGCGGCGGCGGGCCCGCGCCCCUGGCUCCCGGGCCAUGGCGCUGAGGGAGCUCAAAGUGUGUCUGCUGGGGGACACAGGUGUAGGCAAAUCGAGCAUUGUGUGGCGGUUCGUGGAAGACAGUUUUGAUCCAAACAUCAACCCAACGAUAGGGGCAUCUUUUAUGACCAAGACUGUCCAGUACCAAAAUGAGCUACAUAAAUUCCUAAUCUGGGAUACAGCUGGACAAGAACGAUUUCGUGCCUUGGCGCCUAUGUACUACCGAGGCUCGGCUGCAGCCGUGAUUGUUUAUGACAUCACAAAAGAAGAGACGUUUUCAACAUUAAAGAACUGGGUGAAAGAGCUGAGGCAGCAUGGCCCGCCCAAUAUCGUGGUUGCCAUUGCAGGAAAUAAGUGUGAUCUUAUCGACGUCAGAGAAGUCCUGGAGAGAGAUGCUAAGGACUACGCCGACUCCAUCCAUGCGAUUUUCGUGGAGACCAGUGCGAAAAAUGCAAUAAACAUAAAUGAACUCUUUAUAGAAAUUAGUCGAAGAAUCCCGUCCGCUGACGCCAGCCCCCCAUCUGGCGGGAAGGGCUUCAAGCUCCGGAGACAGCCUUCCGAGCCACAGCGAAGCUGCUGCUGACCAAGCUGCGGCCUUCCGGGCUGAGUGACGAAGUGUCCAGGCCAGGAACCAUCGGGCUCCAGAACUCUCCUUUCACACAAGUGUUUUUCUGAUUCUAUGAUAACUAAUUAACCAUCAUUUGGUGAUUAAAAGAACAUAAAGUAAGAGUAUGAUUAAGUGUCCUUCAUUUGAAACUCUCUGUAACAAGUGAUUGGGGAGAAGUACCUAUUAGGAGCCCUUCUGGUUCCAAAUGAGACUCCAUCACCUGCUUUCAGCCGCGGGCAGGCUGAGCGCUACGCGGAGUAGCUGAAAGAUUCCCUCCCUCUAAAAUAACACUUUCCUUGUUCCCCGUUUAUGAUUAUGUUUGAAGCGGACGCCUCCCAUAUCAGAGGGUUGAGCCCUUUGUAUUAGAGGCUUGACCUCCCCCUUUCAGUGGGCUGGUGCCCUCCUCGAGGUGAUCAAUUCUCAUUAUUUUUAAAUACAUUAAAAAGGGAAAGAAGAGCACAUUUCGUUUCUAGAACUUCCCUUUUGAGUCUUGGAUUUAUUUUUGUUCUAUUCUCAAGAAGGAAAACAGGUCUAGGAGAUCUUCUAAAUUAAAACUCUGGGAGAUAAUAGUAAUGAAAAUGGCCUUUCGACAACUCUUUGUGGCUCUCCUGGUGAUACCAGACCAAAAUAUCUGUACUUUCCCAGCCCUGCGUUCAGAUGGACAGGUUUGAGUCAGAUCACAUUGCGGUAGUUGGCGUGUCCGCCUCAGAGCGUGAAAAGGUGUUUGUUCGUUGUCUUCUGCAGCUGUUAAUGUUCCGUGGGUGAGCUGCGAAAGAAGAUCUAUAAAUUCUUAGAAGCGCUUUUUCCCAUUCUUUUGUUGUUUUUUGUUUUUGUUUUUCCCAGAGCUCCCUGCGAACCUGCUUCCCGCCCCCUUGGUUACAUAAGACAGAGGAGCGUGCUGUGUUACAUAGGACAGAUGGGCAGAAACCUGUAGGAGAGAUGAGAGAAUCCUUUCCUUCUGGGGAAAAGUCACUGAAAGCCCCUCACCUCUGACACCUCCUCGGUUCCUGCUUUACAACUUUGUGGCGGAAGGCAGCCCGCAAACUCGGGCUGGCUCUCUUCUCUGUCUUCUGUAAAUGUUCCUCCCACCUCUGUGGUGAUGGAAGGUAAAGGCAGGAAAUCAGCUAGCUGGUGUGAGUUUGUGGAAAAGCUUCCUUUUUUAUAUUUGUUUUAAAGGGACUUAGCUGCGUGACUUCUGUUUACAGUUUGACUUCAGGAGAUCCUCUACCUCUUAACGGUUAAUGUGGUUUAAAGGAAGAAAUGGAAGGUACCUUUAAGGACCAAGCUAUCACUGUAUGCCCGCCUUCAGUUAGCUUGGUCCAUCAGAAGUUCAGCAGCACAAGGGGAUAUUUAGGAGACUUAUUUUAACCCCUGUGCUACUGUUAUAAAAAGUAGUCCAAGCAACAGAUUUAUUCGGGAGACACGCAUUAUGCUGCAUGGUUUUAGCAAAGGGUGGUUGAGUGGGAAUUUAGCCUAGGAGCGGGAGAAAUGGCCUCUCCCAGUUCCUCUGGACAGAGAGUUCCUCGUCUUGAUUUCCAGUAAUAGAAAUCCAGGCAAUUUGAUUAUCCGAUUUGCAAAAAACACUAAUGGCAUUCUGGGGGCAUUUGUCCUCUUUUAUGUGCAAAUGAAAGUCUAAAAAAUAUUAGAAGGGUAUUACAUUUUUCAGAAGCCUCUACUUUUUCAGUCUAAGAGAAUGAUAAGAGAGACCCGGUGUGAUGAAGUUUCAUUAGACAUAAUGAAGAAAGGGAAUAAAUAAAACUGAGAAUCCCCAUAUUUCUCUGUUUGUCCUUCAGGAUUCUCUGAGUAUAUAGGAAAAUGAUUUACUUUCCAAAUCUAGAAGGACAUCCAGUAGGCAUAGAUCAACUUUAAUUUGAUGGUCUGCACCAUCAGAAAUAACUAAUAUCUGUGUUCUUUCCUUUUAGAGGAUAAUCAAUAUAGAUGCUAGGAUAUUUUCAGCUUCAAAACAAAAGGAUUCCGAAGUUUAAUAGAAAGAAAAAUUUUAAACCUUUCGUCUUCUCCUUUUACUGCAUUGAAUAUUUUAGACAGUGAGACGAGGCUGUGUCACCAGGAGACACUGGAAGUAAAACCACGGAGUCUGAACAAAUUGAACAGAAACAAAAAUGUUUAUAUUUACCCCGGUGCCCCGGACCUCAUCAGCAUGCUUCAUAAACAAGCACAGUUCUGGAUAGCUUUCCAUGAACAGGAAUCCACUUGCCCAGAAUUUCAGCUAAUUAAUGGGAAAUCCUAAGGUAGUAAUGAUUUUUUGAAAAAGCCCUCUUUAAUUGGCAGUUUUAAAGUCCAGAUCUUAGCGUUCCCCCUAAUCAUGCAGAAGAAGCAAAACACACUGGUGUCCAUGCCACUUCUUGAUUCAGGAACUUCUCGUUGUUUCUGGAAGCCAGUUGUUUAAUGCAGCGGUUGUAAGGACCGCAUCUUUGAGUAGCAUACUGCGCCUGAGGCCGGUAAUCUUUGCUCAGAACUGAAAUCGUCCAGGAGACUCGCACAUCUUGCUCCGGGUUGUAGAAAAGCAGAGCCCACCUCCUCUGUCGGGCGAGCCCAGAGCCCCCCGGCUCCCCAGCUGGCGUGUGGCAGGUGGCACGCCCCAGCCCCACUCUGAGGCAUGCAUUUCGCUCUGGGGCUUCGUUCUAGUACCGGUUGGGCUUGAUCACUUUUUUAAUCGAAUGUGUGCUUGAAUAGCCUGUUUUGCCCCCUGAAACACUCAGAAGGCGAGGCUGAAGUCUGGGGGCCUCUGCUGACUCCGCAGAUGAGGUUAUGACACAGUUGAUGAAACUUCGUCUUAAUGUGGGCCUUGCACGUGAUGUCAGAGUGACUGGUCGAUCGGGCUGGGAGGCGGGGGGAGUUCUCGGCAGCUGGGCAGUCAGAGCAACUGAUGGGUGGCUCUAUGCUUAAACCAUUUGUUGUCUUGUGUAGACAGGGCUGUGUUACCCUGGAAAAGAUUUUUCUUUUUUUACUCUCCGCCAGCUCCGUCUUUCCAUCAUUUCGCCUGAUGAGUCAUUCACAUCAUUGUCCAUCAUGCCUCUGACCUUCUUAAGAAUCGAUGUCUUGCCUUCUCUGUGAUUGAAACAGACUUCUUGCCUUACUUCUCUUCUUCUCACUUCGCGGUGGGUUCUCCCUUCAGGACGCACAGCACCAGCCACCUCCUUAGUGCAUGUGACACUUUCCCUGGGCGCGGCAGUGGGCUGCGCCCGCCACGUGCAACGAGCGCUGGCAGAAAUCUCGAAGGCUGAUCUUAGGCCAGGAGCUCCCAUACUUGCAGAAAGGGAGUGAGCAGCACCGGUGGACAGUGGCCACAGGACUGAGUGACAGAACGGUUUUUAGAGUCGGUGAUGAGGUAGUUUGUCAGAACGGCGCGUGGUUUCUAACAGCGUUGGUUAAGCAUGUAGAGACACAUGUCUGAAGUCUUGAAGAGAAACAGCCGUGGAGAUGAGCCUUGACCUUUAAAAACGAACAAAAAAAUAAACAAACAGAAGCUAUGCUGUCAUACCAGCAGCUCUUGUGUCUCCUAAGAAUGUCAUGCCUUUUCAAGACCCGAUGCAAGGAGUAAGAUAUUUGUGCCUUUCUAUAAUAGCAUCUAUUAUGAAAAACACACACACACACACACAAUGAAGUUGCUUACAGUUUAGGCCGCUUUGUAGCACUAGAAACAGCCCGCAUGUAUAGCCCUGGCUUCACCGCAUGUCGCAUCGCUUGACUACCCAUGAUGCAAUACGUCGGUGGGGGGGAGGGGUGGCCAAGGUCAUAUGGACGUCAAAGACUUUAUUUUUGCAGUCUUUACCUUGGGCUGGACCUAAGUCUACAUGUAAACCCUAUGAUGUCUGUAUUGUUUCUUGAUGCUGACAAAAGAAAACUAAAUCUUUUGAGUUUUCGUUGUUAAGAUUUUUCUUUUUAUACGUAAUGCUGAUAGUAGGUCGUUUGCAAGCGGUGGUAGAUUUGGCAUACUUUCAUUAUACUGUGUUGUUUUAGCUUGCGUAUUCUAUAAUCAACUUUUAUAGAGCAUAACGUGCUAAAUCACUCCAAAGUUUGUUGUAUUGUAAGAAGGGUGUAAACAUUUUGUUAAUAAAAUGCUAUGUUUACAAAUACA